This is a messenger RNA of Aspergillus heteromorphus CBS 117.55, 1356 nucleotides long. Its product is annotated as flavin monoamine oxidase family protein. Bases 1 to 1356 code for a protein of 451 amino acids. The record is from RefSeq and is a predicted model, not a curated record. The transcript is spliced from 3 exons. Gene Ontology annotation, molecular function: oxidoreductase activity. NCBI's taxonomy places the organism in Eukaryota, Fungi, Ascomycota, Eurotiomycetes, Eurotiales, Aspergillaceae.
AUGAACCUCUUCCUCCCCCUCCUCCUCCUUCUGUCCUCUGCCCUCCCCGCCCAAGAGAUCGACGUCGACGUCGCCAUCAUCGGCGCCGGCCUCUCCGGCCUCUCCGCCGCGAAAGAGAUCUCCGCCGCGGGCAAAACCUUCGCGAUCUUCGAAGCACGCGCGCGAGUCGGGGGGCGCGUCCUCAACGCGCCACUCCCCAACGACAGCAUCGAGGAAGUCGGGGCUGAGUUCGUCGGCCCGACACAGGACCGCGUGCUCGCACUGGCCCACGAACUCAACCUCACCACGUACCCGACCUACAGCGACGGGAACUGCAGUCUGCUGCGCAACGGCACCGUCACCGAAUAUGCCUGCGAGGGGGGCCUUCCGCCCGUCAGCGCCGAAGCGCAGAUCGAGCUGGCCUCGUUCCAGCAGCAUCUCAACAGUCUCGCGGCGGAGAUCGAUGUCCAGGCGCCGUGGACCCAUCCCAACGCGUCGCUGUGGGAUAGCAUGACCCUGGCGUCGUAUGUUGCGGCGCAUUUGGGCCAUGCGGACGCGCGCUUUCUCAUGGAGACCGCCAUCACGGGCAUUCUGUCCACGGAGCUGAUCGAGCCCUCGCUCCUGUAUACCCUCUCCUAUAUCGCCGCGGCCGGGAACCGCUCGUUCCCGGGGACUCUGGAUCGUCUGACCGGCGUGGCGGGCGGGGCGCAAGAAAGUAGGAUCCACGGCGGCACGCAACUCCUGGCGCUGCGCCUGGCGGAGCGUCUCGGCUUGGAGCACAUCCAUCUCAACAUGGCCCACCAAAAUCAUCAUCGCGCUCCCCCGCCCCUCGCCGCCCGAAUCAUCUAUCAACCCCCCCUCCCAGCGGCCCGCGACCAACUCACCCAGCGCAUGGCAAUGGGCUCCCUCGGCAAAGCCAUCGCCAUCUACCCAUCGCCCUGGUGGCGCUCCGCACCCUCCCACCUCAACGCGCAAGGCCUCUCCGACACCGGGGCCGUGCGAAUAACAUUCGACAACACGCCCCCGGGGGCGCGCCCGCCCUUCGGCGCGAUCAUGGGGUUCAUCGUCGGGGACGAGAUGCGGCGGCUCGAUGCGAUGGACGAGAGCCAGGCGGUAGCGGAGGUGGUGGGGAGUUUCGUGGCCCUGUUUGGGCGUCGCGCGGCGAGACCGAGUCGCGUCGUGCUGCAGAGGUGGGAUCGGGAGGAGUUUUCGAGGGGAGGGCCGGUCGCGUUUGCGGGGCCCGGCGUGUUGACGGAGUUGGGGCCCUGGUUUCUCGCCAGAACGAUCCUGACCAUGACCAUGACCAUGUACACUGGCCAAUUACCCAAGACACCAAGUUUAAGAAACAUGUACAUUCCUCUAGAACGUCUACUAUGA